Jaminaea rosea is the source of this 507-nucleotide messenger RNA. RefSeq lists its product as hypothetical. Lineage: Eukaryota; Fungi; Basidiomycota; Exobasidiomycetes; Microstromatales. The record is from RefSeq and is a predicted model, not a curated record. The transcript is spliced from 2 exons. The annotation marks the transcript as partial.
GCCAUGUUCCGACCAAGAUUGACCACUUUCGCCUCCGCGGCUGCCGCUGCCAGCAGCUCCCCCUCGUCCCUCAUGCUGCGUCGCACCCUCCUCACCACUGCUUCCCUUCGUGGUCCUUGGUCCGACCCUCUCCCGUCCUCCUCCUCCUCCUCAACCCCACUCAAGCACUACAUAAUCCUCGCCGAAGACGUAACAGAGAAUGGCGAGGGAUUGCGUCGCCGUUUGUCCGUGCGCUCCCAGCACCUGGCGGAUGCGCGCGAGGGGAAGGAGAGCGGGCGUAUCGAGCUCGGCGGUGGGCUUUUGGGCGUGGACCACGCCGAGGUGGGCAAGGAUGGACCGGCGCAACAUCUCAAGGGGAGCUUGUUUGUCGUGCUAGGAGAGUCAAUCGCCGACGUCCGCUCGCGCUUGGAGCAGGACGUCUACUUCUCCUCUGGCGCCUUCGACCCUUCCAAGAUCCGCAUCUUCCCUUUCCUCAAGGCUAGCCUGGGAUCCAGCCCAGCGGGCGCC